Molecule: messenger RNA, 941 nt
Organism: Caenorhabditis sp. 36 PRJEB53466
Lineage: Eukaryota; Metazoa; Nematoda; Chromadorea; Rhabditida; Rhabditidae
Source: the annotation of a GenBank genome assembly
AUGGAGAAAUACAUUGUGGGCGUGGCCGCCACGGCUUCCACUCUCGCCUGCAUCGUCUCGCUCGUCACCAUUCCGCAGCUCUACAAUACUAUUCUUGAGGUAACCGCGAAUUUAUAAUUUCAUCAUUCAAUUUUCAAAGAACGUUAUAGGUUCACGAUGAAGUUCUCGAUGGAGUCAGCGUGUUCCGAAUGGAAACCGAUGCGGCAUGGACCGAUAUGAUGGACAUCCAAAUCACGGUCACUCCGCCGUCGAAGCCACGUGUCAACCCGUUCAACUCGAUAUUCCGUCAGAAAAGACAGGACUUCUCCGGGCUCCCAGCCUGGUGUCAGUGCGAACCGGCCAAGCCAGUUUGCCCACCCGGACCACCUGGACCACCAGGAGAACCAGGACAGCCUGGAAACGCCGGACCACCAGGACCACCGGGAGAGGAUAACACCUCUACUUAUGCUCCGAUUACUUGCCCACCGAAGGACCCGUCCUGCGUCAAGUGCCCAGCUGGACCUCCAGGACCACCAGGACCAGAAGGGUCGGCCGGACCUGCUGGAGGAGAUGGGCAACCCGGAGCUGCCGGAGAGCCAGGAAAAGACGGACCAGCUGGACCACCGGGACCAGACGGGGAUUCUGGAGGAGCAGGAGAACCAGGACCGAAUGGAGAGCCAGGAGCACCUGGAAAAGACGGACAGAAGGGCAAGGGAGAACCAGGACCGGCUGGUCCACCAGGGCCACCAGGACCCGGAGGACCACCCGGAGAUGCUGGAAGUGCUGGAGGCGACGGAGCCCCAGGACCACAAGGUCCACCAGGACAGGACGGAACACCAGGAAAUGCUGGACCAGACGGACAGCCAGGAGCCCCAGGAGGACCUGGUCUACCUGGAAACGACGCGGCAUACUGCCCAUGUCCACCGAGAUCGGCCGUCUUCGUCAACAGAUUCGCACACUAA